CUAGUCUGCAUGGACACAUGGGCAGACAGGCCUACCGCAUGGCAGCGCAUGAACUGAACACGACCAUUGCGCCCGCGAAGCGAAACACGGCCGAGCAGACUUCGAGAAGGCCUUCAAACCAUCUGCAUCGACACUCCCGCACGGGGAAGGGGGCCUGGCGCCCCUCAUGCCGUGAGCCGCCACAACAUGUGCCUGGUUGGUGGCGGGCUGGCGGGCAUGACGAGAGCAGAAGCAGUUGCAGUUGCGUGCACACGCAGACACGGCCCCAGACAGUCGACUGGGGAGAGAGAGGCCCAGCUGCAGCUGGGGAGGAGAGGCCAUGGCUGACCAAGAGCGGUAACCAGACUGGCGGGUCGAGUGCUUUUGCGCCGCACGCGACAAGACAGCUGGAGGGGCUGGGGGAUCGCGGGACCCUAGUUCCCAGGCCUUUGUGGGCGUUGCCAAGCCGAGGCUCGUCUGACAGGCGGGUGGUGGUGGG
Molecule: messenger RNA, 478 nt
Organism: Bipolaris sorokiniana ND90Pr
Lineage: Eukaryota; Fungi; Ascomycota; Dothideomycetes; Pleosporales; Pleosporaceae
Exons: 2
Source: RefSeq, a predicted model, not a curated record